AUGGCUGAGGACGGUUACAAGGUUUCCUUGAAUGUGUAUGACUUAAGUCAAGGACUAGCUCGUCAACUCUCCACGUCAUUUUUGGGAAAAGCAAUUGAAGGCAUAUGGCAUACAGGAGUAGUUGUAUAUGACAAGGAGUACUAUUUUGGGGGUGGUAUACAACAUUCUCUGGUCGGAUCGACACCAUAUGGGACCCCAAUUCGAACGGUGGAUCUUGGGGUCACGCAUGUGCCCAAGGAUGUCUUUGAAAUGUAUUUGCAAGAGAUUGGUCCUCGAUACACAGCAGAAACGUACAGUCUGCUCACUCAUAACUGUAAUAAUUUUAGUAAUGAGGUAGCUCAAUUUUUGGUCGGCGCAACCAUUCCAGACUACAUACUGAACCUCCCCAAUGAAGUUAUGAGCAGCCCCAUGGGUGCUCUUAUAAUGCCUAUGAUACAGCAACUGGAGACAACAUUGAGAGCAGGUGCUGUUCCACAAACUCCACAGUUCAGGCCCCCCACAUUGUCUUCUACUUCUCAGGCAACAAAAACUGGGAAUAAAUCUUUUGGUGAUAGGCGUGGUCAGGUUAUAGGAGAAGCGGACAACAAAGAGGUCAAGAGCAACGUGAAACCAAACGUUCAACCAGCCAAGUGCGUGGAGCCUGAGAAGGCAGAGAAUGUUGCUGUGCCUCCUGCAGUCAAACCUGCUGGAGUGCAGGAGAAGUCAUCUGUCAGCGGCAGGGUUGCAGGCGAUUCUCUAGGAGAUGCUCGGAGUAAGGUGCAAGAUGAGAUCACCACUGAAUUUGCUGCGAUCAUGGCAACUGGGACAUUACGUGCAAGUGAGGCUGCAGCACUU
Ilex paraguariensis (yerba mate) is the source of this 834-nucleotide messenger RNA. The record is from the annotation of a GenBank genome assembly. Lineage: Eukaryota; Viridiplantae; Streptophyta; Magnoliopsida; Aquifoliales; Aquifoliaceae.